GAGUGCAGCAGGGACAGGGAGGGAGAAAAACAAAAACAGAAAGAGAGAGAGAGAGAGAGAGAAAGAGAAAACGAGAGUUGACAGAGAGAGACAGGGAGAGAUUCAGACAGAGACACAGCGAUGGCUGACGAUGAGGAGGAGAUUGUGUCGGGGCCAGUUUGCUCGUACCUCACGUACAAGUCCGAGGGGGACCGGCUGUACAUGCUGGGGGAGUAUGAGAAGGCCAUCAACAGUUACACACAUGCUCUUCAACAAGAACCAAAGAACAGGAACUGUCUUGUUGCCCGUUCCCGAUGCUACCUGGCAAUGGGAAACACUACGCUUGCUUUGAAGGAUGCAGAGGCCUCCCAGUUGGGCAAUAAGGAGUUCUAUAAGGGCCUUUAUCGAAAGGCUGAAAGCCUUUACGCUAAAGGUGAGUUUGAACUUGCAUUAAUGUUCUAUCAUCGAGGACAUAAACUCCGUCCAGAUGACCGGAAUUUCCGCCUGGGUAUUCAGAAAGCUCGGGAAGCAAUCGACAAUUCAGUUGGAAGCCCUUCCUCAGUGAAGCUUGAAACUAGAGGCGACCUGUCCUUCUUUUACAGAAGAGAGGAGAAAGUCCUACCAAAAACCAAAUCUCAAUUGCGAAGGCAGAAAUUAAACCUGAAGCAGCAGAGUAUGAAAACCGAACAGGAUGCACCGAAAACCAAUAAAACAGUGCGAGUGCUUCUGGGAGAGCUAUAUGGAGACAAGGAGUACCUGGAGAAUCUGCUCAUGGACAAGGAACUGAUGAAAACCAACACAGAAAGUGGAGGCACCAUCCAGGAACUGAUCGUGAAUGGGAUCACAUUCCUGGAUACACGCACUGAGUUCUGGAGGCAACAGAAACCAAUCUUCGCCCGAGAGCGUGAGCAGCGAAUAAAGGCACAAAGCUGGAAAACCCAAAGGAAGCAAGCUGAGACAGAGCAAACAACCUUCAUCCUCCAGCGUAUGGAGGAGAUCGACAUGUUGUUGGCUGAUGGUUAUCCUGAGGAAUGUAAGACUAAGGCCAUGGAAUUGGUGCAAAUUGUGAAAGAGUGGUCACAGAGAGAGGUUCCUAACAAGGCUGAAUUCCUGGGAAACCUGUAUAACACCAUCGGGCUCGCCCAGGUUGAGCUGGGAGAAUUUGAGGAUGCUCUGACAAGUCAUCAGAAAGACCUGCAAAUUGCCAGGAAAUUUGACAACUUAGAAGCAAAAUCAAGAGCCCUUGACAACAUCGGCAGAGUGUAUGCAAGGAUCGGUGAAUUUUCAAAGGCUGUGGAGACUUGGUCAGAGAAGGAACCUCUAACGAAAACCCACCUUGAACGUACUUGGCUCUUCCAUGAGAUUGGGCGAUGCCACCUGGAACUCGGCAACAAUGUGGAAGCUCGAGAUUAUGGUCUGAAGGCUUUGGCAUCGGCGCAAAAGACGGGAGAUGAAGAGUGGAAAAUGAACGCCAAUGUACUUGUGGCACAGGCUGAACUUAAACAAAGCAAACUUCAGACGGCAGUUACAUUCUUUGAACAGGCAUUGAGCAAAGCCAGGCUGCUGAAUGAUGAGCCAGCACAGGAGGCAAUCUCAAAUGCCCUGAAAGAUAAUAAAAGGCAGAUCGAGCAGGCCGAGCAGUUGAAACAGAGGGAGAUUGAGCAGCUACAUGAGAAACAGAGAGCCCACCGGCUGAAACAGACAAAGACACAAAGUGGUGACACAGAAAACACAACCGGAGAAGUUAAAUUAGAGCAAGGAGAAACAGCAGAGGAUGGCGAAAUAGAAAAGGAGACAGCAGAAGAGGUUGAAGCAGAAAAAGAAGAAUCAGCAGAAGAAGUGACAGAAAAAGAAGAAACAGGGGAUGACAUUGAAAAUGAAAAAGAAGAAGCAGCGGAAGAAGAGACAAAUAAAGGAGAGACUGCAGAGGAAGCUGCGGCACCAAAGAAUGAGUGAAACAUGUCAGGGAAUAACUCUCCUCAGCCCACCUUUGUUGAUGUGAUAAUGUCUAGAAGCAUAUUUCUGUGUAACUAACUUUGUUUUUAUUAAUAAAUGAUAUUACCUUUAAUUUUUAAGUUCGGCCCUUGUAAGCAUGAAGACAUUGAUUAGAUUACUUACAGUGUGGAAACAGGCCCUUCGGCCCAACAAGUCCACACCGACCCGCCGAAGCACAACCCACCCAUACCCCUACAUUUACCCCUUACCUAACACUACAGGCAAUUUAGC
Molecule: messenger RNA, 2205 nt
Organism: Hemiscyllium ocellatum (epaulette shark)
Lineage: Eukaryota; Metazoa; Chordata; Chondrichthyes; Orectolobiformes; Hemiscylliidae
Gene: odad4
Product: outer dynein arm docking complex subunit 4
Exons: 12
Coding region: 121-1935 (604 amino acids)
Cellular component (GO): cytoplasm
Molecular function (GO): protein binding
Source: RefSeq, a predicted model, not a curated record